This is a messenger RNA of Globicephala melas (long-finned pilot whale), 3254 nucleotides long. It is a transcript of the gene LDHD, whose product is annotated as lactate dehydrogenase D. The record is from RefSeq and is a predicted model, not a curated record. Gene Ontology annotation, molecular function: FAD binding; D-lactate dehydrogenase (cytochrome) activity; D-lactate dehydrogenase (NAD+) activity. Lineage: Eukaryota; Metazoa; Chordata; Mammalia; Artiodactyla; Delphinidae. Gene Ontology annotation, biological process: lactate catabolic process. Gene Ontology annotation, cellular component: mitochondrion.
AGCCAAUAGGCUGGGGUGGUCACCGGCUGUUGCCCAGCUAUGGCCAGCCUGCUCCGGGCUGCAACUUGGGGGAUGUUCCCCUGGAGGGGCUACUGCUCCAGGGGGACGCAGGGUGAACUCAGCGAGGGCUUUGUGGAGGCUUUGAAGGCAGUUGUGGGGAGCCCCCAUGUGACUACUGCUGCUGUGGUCCGGGAGCAGCACGGGCACGAUGAGUCAAUGCACAGGUGCCAACCUCCGGACGCCGUGGUGUGGCCCCAGAAUGUGGAGCAGGUCAGCCGGCUGGCAGCCCUGUGCUAUGGCCAAGGCGUGCCCAUCAUCCCAUUCGGCUCGGGCACCGGGCUUGAGGGUGGAGUCUGUGCCGUGCAGGGCGGCGUCUGUGUCAACCUGACCCACAUGGAUCGAAUCCUGGAGCUGAAUCCGGAAGACUUCUCUGUGGUGGUGGAGCCCGGCGUCACCCGCAAAGCCCUCAACUCCCACCUGCGCGACAGCGGCCUCUGGUUCCCUGUGGACCCAGGUGCAGACGCCUCUCUCUGCGGCAUGGUGGCCACCGGCGCCUCGGGCACCAACGCUGUGCGCUACGGCACUAUGCGCGACAACGUGCUGAACCUGGAGGUGGUGCUGCCGGGAGGGCGGCUGCUUCACACCGCGGGCCCGGGACGUCACUUCCGGAAGAGCGCAGCUGGCUACAACCUCACCGGGCUGUUUGUGGGCUCCGAGGGGACGCUGGGCCUCAUCACGGCCGCCACACUGCGCCUGCACCCUGCCCCUGAGGCCACGGUGGCUGCCACCUGUGCCUUCCCCAGCGUCCAGGCGGCCGUGGACAGCACCGUACACAUCCUCCAGGCUGCAGUGCCCGUGGCCCGCAUUGAGUUCCUGGAUGACGUCAUGAUGGAUGCCUGCAACAGGCAUAGCAAGCUGAACUGCUGCGUGGCGCCCACGCUCUUCCUCGAGUUCCACGGCUCCGAGCAGGCGCUGGCAGAGCAGGUGCAGCGCACAGAGGAGAUCAUCCGGCACAAUGGAGGCUCUCACUUCUCCUGGGCCAAGGAGGCGGAGGACCGCAGCCGGCUCUGGGCAGCGCGGCACAACGCCUGGUACGCUGCCCUGGCGCUGCGGCCGGGCUGCAAGGGCUAUUCCACCGACGUGUGUGUGCCCAUCUCCCGGCUGCCGGAGAUCCUGGUGCAGACCAAGGAGGACCUGCAGGCCUCGGGACUCACAGGAACCAUCGUUGGGCACGUGGGUGACGGCAAUUUCCACUGCAUCCUGGUGGUAGACCCAGAGGACCAGGAGGAGCUCCUCAGGGUCAAGGCCUUUGCAGAACAGCUGGUCAGGCGAGCACUGGCACUCCGUGGCACGUGCACAGGGGAACAUGGCAUCGGUCUGGGCAAGCGGCAGCUGCUGCAGGAGGAGGUGGGCACGGUGGGCAUUGAGACCAUGCGGCAGCUCAAGGCCACGCUGGACCCCCGAGGCCUCAUGAACCCAGGCAAGGUGCUGUGAGGGGCUCGGAGCACCUGGCCCACAAGCCCCCAGAGAGUGGCACCUCCCGUUCCGGAACCUGUUUUCCUUCCAUGGAACAGCUCUGCCUUUGCCUGGACCCUGCAGGGGUCUUCGCCAGCCCGCUAGCCCUUUCAUCCAAGCCGAGGCCAGAGAGAGGAGGGAGAAGCCUGGUCGGCCGUCUUCUCCCUGGCCCUUUUGCUGACCUCAGGAGCCUUUGGUCCAGUAAAUGGCUCAGGGUCAUUCCCGGUGAAGCUGCUUCCUCUCUGCUCGCUUACGCAUCCUGUAAGGUGGUGUGGGUCAGUCACCCCAAAGACGAGGACGACUCCCCUCCAGCUUAGCCUCCCCACUGCCAGGGCAGGAGAACAAAGGCUGGGGGCCCCAGCACCUAUAGCCCAACUCCAUCUGCCUGGUGACAGGAAUGCUCCUUUGCUGGUGGGGGAAGGGACCUUCCGCUCCACACUCAUAGACCCCCAAAAUAAACCUGAACCCCACGUGCAGUUGUCUGGAGAUGAGCAGGCAGCACCUGUGAAUGAACCCCUGUGCCUGCCCCCCCCACCUCCUCCAAGUUCUUUGUCCUUUGGCUGGUGACGUCCUCGUCCCUCAUCCUGGGCCUGCCCUCUGACUUGCUGCAGCCUGAGGAGGGGCAGCUGCUCUGCCUCUCAGAGCCCCAGGGCCUAAGGACUUGCCCAUGUCCAUCAUCACUUACCACAGACUCCCCCACUGAGCCCCAAGUGUACUCUAGAACAUUCUGAACAUGUCCUUCAAGUGGCUGCUACCAACCAUUGCAAAUGGAAGUGGUUUUCCUGGUACCACACCUCUCCACAGUGUGAUGUAUUAUACUACCAGCUUUUUUGCCUCAACCUCAGGCUCAGUCCACCCUGGGGCCUGCUCCUGCCUCGGUCAGGAUUCCUGAUUAGAGGACCUUGUCCGGGGUACCUGGCAGUUGUUCCCCCUAAGCCCACGAGAGGGCGCCCGACACCUCAGAGCUUAGACACCAGUAUCUGCUUGGGGCAGUGGUGCCCAACACUCACCUCUGCAGGGACCUGCAGCUCUCAGCUCUGGGCCCCCCACUUCCCAGGGUCUAGCAGGUGUCUGGAGUCCUGGAAACCAGUCUCUAAGCUCUCCACGCCCCUGCAGGUCCCAGGAGCCUCUAGUGCAGGCCCAUCUCCCUCACCCCGAGGCCUUGGCCCUUAGGAAAAGGGCUGGGCGAGGGGUGCAGGGGAGCCAGGGGCACACUCCAUCUCGCCUCACUCCCAUUCUCCCAAGCCACCUCUGAGCUCCUUCCCUGCCUCCACUCCCUCCGCCCCUCCCCACAUCUCCCCUCAGCUGUUCAGGCAGCCACUCUGGCUCCUGAGACCAGCUCGGUUCUUGGAACCCCUCCUUUCUGCUAACUUGGGGCUGAGCCCUGAGUUCGCUCCUCUGUGACGUUUCUGUCCCUUGGAUGUGCCAGGGGGUGGUGUGGGGCAAGUCCCAUGGGCCCUCCCCCACAAGCACCCAAUAAAGCGGACUCGAACCAUCUAACCAUCAGCCACCAGUGCCCUCCCCUCCACGCAGGCAGCCCACCACCAGCAGCCCCCCGGGGCAGCAUUCUGCAGGGGCAGGCUCCUCCCCUACAGGGCAGGGCUUGUCUCUGAUGUGCCCCUCAGUGCCUGGCAACUAGUAGGUGUUCAGCAAAUGGCCACUUCCCCACAAUUCUUUACUAGGAAAAACUCCAAACACGCAGGACAGUUGGAAGAACAAGUACACUGUUCACUGAAAUA